AUGGAUGAUGACGAAAAACGACAAAGGAGAAGCCAACCAAAAAGGACACGAGAAGCGAUGAAGAAGCUAAAAGAGAUAGCCGAGGAUUUGAAACAAAAGCUUCCUUUCGAAGCAGUUAUGCCGACUGAAAGGAUCACCUAUCCGACGAAGGGCUACGAUUCGGAUUGUAACGCGACAAAUACGGUUCACAUUGACAACUUUCUUUUCACUGAUGACGAUGUGGACAAGCUUGUCGAAGAGGGAAAACUGUCUAGAAACUUUUGUCAACAAUGUGGAUCUAAGGACACAAAACCACUCAAUUUUAUCUCCCAUUCGUUGUCACCGGAACAGAUAGAAUUCAUGUUUACCAAGUUGGUGCCCUUGCAACGGAGGAACGGACUCGUUGUGCUGGACAUUGGCUCAAGGAUGGGCGCCGUUCUGUAUGGGGCUGCUUUGAUCGGUGCUGAAAAUGUGACCGCUAUUGGAAUUGAGUUGAACGAGGAGUUUGUGCAGUUACAAAAGACUAUUUGUCAACAAUAUGGGAUUUCUAAUAUCAAACUUUACUGUGAUAAUGUCCGAAAUCAAGGCGACAUAGUAAGUACGGCAGAUAUCGUUGUGAUGAAUAACGUCUUCAGCUUUUUCAUGUCCGAAAGUGAGCAGGUAUCAUGUUGGGAGUUCUUGAAGGAUAAACUCAAGCCCGGAUGUAUCAUUUUGCACAAUCCAUCUCUCGUUGAUGUCACGGAGCAUUUACCGUUGAAAUUCACAAUUGAGGAUUGGUUGGAUGAGAAACCCGUUGAGGACCUAGCUUUCGAGUUUUGUGGAACAAAUGAGGGCUCCGAGUACGAGGAUUGCACUCAAAUGCAUAUCACUCCUCCCAACAUGCCAAAAAAGGGGUUGGAUGACUCCGGGGUGAAGCUGUCUCCGGUCGUUCUGGAUAUGAAGUUUAUGAGCCGCACGAAGAAGAAGCUCGAGAUGGAAGAACAAAAGAAGAAAGAACGCGACGAGAAACGGCGACUCCUCGGAAACGACCCGCAAAUGAGCAGCAGCAGCGUCGAAGUGAAGCCGGAUCCCGAUGCAGAACCCCAACUUAUCUUCGAGCGCUGCUACGAGAAAUUGGAGGAUCUCUGCUUCGGUCGAAUGUCUUUCAAGGGAUUCAAUCCGGAAGUUGAGAAACUAAUGGUCUACUACGAGAACAUCCGCCGUGGAAUCGAGCCGGGUGAAUCGGAAGAAGAGGAUGCAGCCGACGUGAACAAGGCUGAGAUGGCGAAUACAAUUGGUGGUUCUCUACGCAAGAAGUUCACAAAGAAACGAGAUCGUACUGAUGAGGUGAAUUCGUUGCGAGAUGAGUCGACUGGUGACAAGACGGCUCCGAAGCGAAAAUCGGAUGAGGCACAAGGAUCUGGAGAUGGUGAUGGUCAACAGCCUUGGAAGCGAUCGCGCAAGACGUUU
Messenger RNA from Mesorhabditis belari, 1428 nucleotides. The record is from the annotation of a GenBank genome assembly. NCBI's taxonomy places the organism in Eukaryota, Metazoa, Nematoda, Chromadorea, Rhabditida, Rhabditidae.